This is a messenger RNA of Alternaria rosae, 1083 nucleotides long. Its product is annotated as killer toxin Kp4/SMK. Gene Ontology annotation, cellular component: extracellular region. The record is from RefSeq and is a predicted model, not a curated record. The transcript is spliced from 6 exons. Lineage: Eukaryota; Fungi; Ascomycota; Dothideomycetes; Pleosporales; Pleosporaceae. The coding region runs from base 1 to 1083 and encodes 360 amino acids.
AUGAAGACCAAGCUCCUAACCGCGACAACCACUGUCCUUGUUUGGGCGGCGGCUGUUUUCGCUCAUCCAUCUCACCCCAACUCCGUAUAUGGCGUCAUACCUCGAGACCAAAACCCCAACGAUGCAGAUGCGCUUCUUGGAAUCAACUGCCGCGGCAGCGCCCUCUGCUCGCUCCCAUCUUGCACAGUCAGCCUCGCGACAAUCAAGAAAUAUGUUGAUACUCUUGACGACAAGGAAGAGUGGGGUAACGGCGACCAGAUCGUUUGCAAUCUUUGCCCUGGAUGCUCGCCACUAAGCGCAAACUGCGCGGGUAUCUGUGCCUUCCCACAGAAGCUUAAGACGGACGAGAAGGUCAAUGGCAGCCUGAUCAAGAGCAAGAUCAAUGACCUCGUCAACCACAAGUGCGGUAGAUGUGGCAGCUGCCCUACUAAGCCGGGAAACGAUGUUAACACCGGCGAGAUCACGGUCAACUACGUGACGUCUGGCUGCAAAGAGGGUGUCUGCGAUUACAAGCGCAAGACUUCCCGCGAUGAGGUUGCUUCUAGCGUUACAGCCGACCAGACUGCCGACGAAGAUGCUCCUGUCGACCAAACUAUCGAUACCGACGUUCCUGCCGACCAGACUAUCGACGUCGACGAUCCCAUCGAUACCUCCCUUCCUCCUGGGACGUCCGAAAACGUGCAUGCCCUUGGCGCCCCUAGAGGUAUCAACUGCAAAGGUAGCAGCUUCUGCAAGACUUGCGGUGACAAGACUAUCGAGCGAAUUCUCAGGUCAAUAGAUCUGAUGGACCAAGACUGGGAAUUCACAAAUAACCAGCACAUCGUAUGCGAACCAUGUGAGUAUGGAUACACUUACGGCAUGUGUAUCUUCCCUAGAAAUCUUCACCGGCCGAUUGCCGUCAAGGAUGUAAAAGUGUUGGUCAAGCGACUCCUGAAACAUGGGUGUGAAAAAUGUGGAAGCAUUCCUCUCCAUGAGGGCUCGGAAAACGCCCAAGGCAUGCUUACUUCCAACUACAUGCAAUAUGCGUGCCCAGGGAAGAAUUACCCCUGGGGCUGUGGGCCCAAUCCAGUAAGGCCAAAGUAG